Lindgomyces ingoldianus is the source of this 1741-nucleotide messenger RNA. RefSeq lists its product as uncharacterized. NCBI's taxonomy places the organism in Eukaryota, Fungi, Ascomycota, Dothideomycetes, Pleosporales, Lindgomycetaceae. The record is from RefSeq and is a predicted model, not a curated record. The transcript is spliced from 2 exons. Bases 135 to 1598 code for a protein of 487 amino acids.
UUGAGUGCUCGUACUAGUUGAGGGACGUCGCACAUCUACUGGGCGGUGUGUCUGUAUCAGCCGUGCCCGCUCAUCGCAUAUGAUAUAUCACUGCCGAUCUGUCCCCAUUUCUAACCGCCGCGAACACCGUCGUCAUGUCGGCCAUAUCGUCAAAAAACGUCGAGCAUGUCCUGCGAACCGUCUUCCGCCGAUGCGUCCAAUGUGACAAACAGAUCCCCUCCUGCGGAGGUUCCUGUCCCGCCGGCCAACUCUGCGUCCAGGCUCCCCCUAACUGCUCUUCGUGCGCAACGGCUUCCUGCAAAGCAAAGGAGCUCGAUCCCACCGAGACCAACAACCGAUCCAGCAGUGGCCCCAAUGUCGGAGCUAUCGCUGGAGGCGUCGUAGGAGGCGUAGUCUUCAUAGCUAUUGCCACCUUCAUCAUAUGGAAAUAUUGUCUGAAGGGCCGACGGAGGAAGCAUGACGAGGGAGAAUGGCAGGAAGUAGACAUGACCCAGGAAAAGGUGGACCACGACUUCGCAUCGCGGCGCAGCGCUCGGGCAUCCACACACACGGUGGCAUCCAUGGCCUCAUCUGUUCUCACACGCGCCUCCAAUAUUAUCCAGAUCGCCUACAUCCCGGGAGUUACGAACCGGUCAGGUCCUGGAUCGCCUGAUCUCCUAGUUCCUCCUGUUCCUCCUAUUCCAGCAAUGUCUCCCUCAUCUGGCCUCAGCAGCCCAUACUCCGCCUCCGAACAACAUUUCUUUGUCCCAGACUUCCGAGACUCCAUGGCCUCUCAAAGCACCGAUGCCAGUUAUGCCCGUACCAGUUUUGCGCCAAGUAUGGCACGAACCAGCGUUGCUUCCACUGUAUACCGCCAGAAUGCCAUCGUAUCCCCUCUACCUGCGCAAACCAUCGUACGCGGCAAGGCUGCUGUUGUCAGCGUCAAAUCGAGCGGAUCUAAUAGCCCGCUAGACACACCGGGCGCGGAAACUCCACCGGUUCCUCUCAUUGACCCCAAGCAUACCGCACAGCCAAUCCGCAUCCAAAUGCCACGCAUGACCAGCAACGCGUCUUCACUAAGCCCGCAAAACUCGGUCAGAAGUACGGCUACAUUGGGUCCUGUUCGGGCAUUGAACAUCACCAAGAAGAAGACGUCAUUUGAGAACUCGACGCCAAAGAGCUCCUCCUCCUCCUCCACCACGGCCGUAAAUACCCCAUCCCCAGAGCCUCUGGUUCCUCCAAUGAGGCCAUUGACGGAGGUCUCUGUAGCUUCAACGGAAGACAGUGUUCCACACGCUCGUGCUCGAAAAGCCAGGGAUGUAGAUUCAGACUCGGAGUCCGACGACGACGAUCACUCUCGCGCACGACGUAGCCUCCUUAGCUCCUCCUCAAACUUCCGCGAUUCCGAGUUCACCGACAUCUCAGACACACCCGUGACAAUGCAGAGCCCUUUCUCUGAUCCUUCACCAACCGAGUCAGACAUCCCGCAACGACAUGCAUCGGCAUCAAGCGGGCUACGUGCGCCAAUGACACCUAUCGCCGAAGAGUCGUCAAAGCGGGCGAGUCGAGCGUCGAGGAGGACACAAUCUCCAUUCUCAGACGACAAUGCGACUGAUUAAGUUCGCUUCCCUCUGGGUGCUUUAGGCGUUUUUUUUUUUGGAAUAAGCCACCAAUCGUGAGCUUUUUGGGAUAAGAUAUCAAAGCCUUACAUGGCGACAUUUUGGUCUUGUUAGUUUAUUGUUUAUACUUUACUUCUACAGGG